Molecule: messenger RNA, 5911 nt
Organism: Dreissena polymorpha
Lineage: Eukaryota; Metazoa; Mollusca; Bivalvia; Myida; Dreissenidae
Exons: 12
Coding region: 119-5851 (1910 amino acids)
Molecular function (GO): protein binding
Source: RefSeq, a predicted model, not a curated record
UUUGCCCGCGAGUUAUAACAACAACAACAACAUAGAAAACCAUAGCGGUUGUUCAAGCGGAAAAACAUACAAAAUGCUUGAAUAAGGGCUUUUAAAUAUUUCUGGAGCAAAAUCAACCAUGACCGACAAGGAAGUCAAUCAAAAUAACAAUGGCAUGUCCAUGUUCCAUCUGCGCCGGAUUGGCCAGAUGGCAAGCAAGCCUGGAGUUGCUGACACCAUGGAUUUCUACAAUGUCACAUACAUUAUUGGCCGCAGUGUGGACAAGGUUGAUUUUGUGAUUGACUCCAAUACCUACAUUCAAAGUGCCUGUAUAUCGCGAUGUCAUGCCAGAAUAGUAAGGCAGGCUGGUAACCAACAUAGGCUGUACGAUGACAGUCUGAAUGGAGUCUUUGUAAAUAAUAUCAAAAUUGCAGGAAGCUGUGUAUUGAGGGAAGGUGACCGGGUAACGUUUGGUCACCCCACGGGCAUGAGGAUCCCUGCAGGGAGCAGGGUGAGGCAGCCAGACUCUGAACACCAGUUUAUGUUUGAGGCAUGCCGCUGUGAACUGCAAGUCCAGACAGUGGCAUCAGACGAGACUGACAUUGUGAAAGGUGGACUAGAGGAGGAGCAGAAGGCUGAGUUCAAGAAGCCAGAGGUAGUGGUAGAGGCUGGCAGCAGAUCGGUCACUUCUCAUUGUAAAGGUCCAAGAUUCCAGAGAGAGACAUUGAAACACGAUGAUGUGGCAUUAAUGGAGAAAGAAAAGAAAUCGGCAAACCAAAGUGUGCCAGACCAGAAAGCACACACAAGCCAUAAUGAUAUUGAAAGCAAAACACCAGAAAAAAACAUAAAAGACUCUGCUGUUGCAAAAGAGACUACUGACGUUGUUAACUGGAAUCAAUCUAGUAACGAAUCUGGGAAAGACAUUGAAGAAAUUCUGGAAGUAGACAUGGAGCAGAUUGAAACUGAAAGUAUCCAGCGGCCACAUGUGAGAGGUAAUGAAGUCCAAUCUGAAGAGAAUAUCGCUGCAGAUAUUGAAGGCACUUUUAAAAACAUCAUUAAGGACUUGUCAUCAAUAUGUGAGAUUGAAUGUGGUUUGAAGAAUGCAGUCCAGCAGAAGUCACCAACUAAAGAUGCAUGUAUUCAGACCUCACAAAAUUGUGUAAUGCGUUCAAAAUCACCAGUAAAAGAUGCAGAAAUGCAGACCUGCAUGGCAUUUGAGGUCCAACUGAAUGAUUAUAAUGAAGAGGUAUCUGUUGUGAAACAAAAAACAGUGAGUGAAACAGAAAUUAACAUUUCUGAAGACCUUAAAGAUUCAGUUGGAAGUGAUGAGAAUACUGAAGAUGUAUGUGGUGAUGUUACUAUAAAUUAUAGUGCCAAAACAAACAUUAUUGAAAAUGAGAUUGUUGCAGGAAAGUUGUGUGAGCUAGAGAAUAGAGAUUUGGCUGCAGAAAAUAAAUGCAUUGAAGAAGAAAAUUCUUACCUUGGCAAAGGAAGUACAGCUUCUCUUGUACACAUUUGUCAAUUAGAUGUAGAAAGUGAACAUCAGGGUGCAACAUGUGUUUAUGGUACCUCAACAUAUGUUAACAAUAUUACAGGAAUUAUUGUAAAAUGUUCAGACAAUGUUGCUGAAAAUGAGAACACAGUUGCAGAGGAAGUUUUACAGAAUACAGACAACAUUGCUGAAAAUGUUUCAGAAAAUGAUGAACACAAAGGAGUCUGUAUGAACGCUGAAUACAUUUCAAAGAGUAAAAGUUGUACUAAAGGCAUUGAGGAUGAUGUUGCUGUUCAAAAUAAUGCCUUCAUUAGAGUGGCUGUGAAUGGUGCUAAUGGUGGAGUGAAUGCUGUACUUACUACAUUAAAUUCAGAGAGUGAUGGAAAAGAAUACACCAAAGAACAAGUUGAUAUGUAUGUUGAUGCAAAACUUGACAUUGAUGUUGACAGCACUAAAGUGGAUAAUAAUUGUGCAACAGAAAAUACAGAAGUUUCAUCAGAUAAUGAUUUGGUAGUAAGUGAAGCUGAUAAUUCUGGAGUGACAACUGAUUGUGAUUUACAAAGUGGAGGCAGAGUAGAUGUAAAAGAGAGAACAAGUUUAAUUGGGGAAGGAAUGGAUUCCGAAAAUUGUGAUAAUCACUGCAUUGAUGCUGAAAGUUCUGACUGUGAAAAAAAGACAGAGGACAAUUAUGGUGCUUCAAAUGAUUAUGAUGAAGCCCCUGUUGAAAUAGGUGCUGAAGAAGAAUGUGGUGAACAUGUUCGGUCAGAAGCCAGAACAAAAGUUUCGUAUUUUUUAUCAGAUUCUGUAGCAUAUGAAGAUUCAGACAUUAACGACGAAGAUUAUACCGAUGCGCCGGAGAAAGUUGAAGGAGAUAAUGUUGAGUGUGAUGAUGUGGAUAAUGAAAUAGAUCACCAAUCUUGUUCAUCUUAUAGUAAAGGGGAAGGAGUUGAGUCUGACUAUGAUCAGUAUUCUGCUAAAUAUGAGAGUAACAAUGAAAUAAAUUCAUGUUUUGGGUCAGAAGUCAGCAAUGAAAAUGACAGUUCUGAAGAUAAUUUUUACGAAAAUGAUGAUGGCCUUGAAUCAGAUUUGGCAUACACAGAGACUGAUACUGAUACGGCCGAGAAUUACACAACUUCCAAAGAAGCGCCUGUAAUAUCUACAUCAGGUGAAGAUUAUAACAGUGCUAUUGAAAGUGAAUCAGAUGAGGGAAACAUUGUUGUAAAAAAACUCAGCAAAAGCUGCUUUGGUGAAAUACCAGAUGCAAACGUGAUUCACCGAGCUGGAAUGGGAAAUUCAUUGAAUGAUACUGAAAUUAGUUCAUUAUACGAAACUGCCAGUUUAGGAGAAAGUGGAAUGUCUUCUCUUAUAAACAAUGACAAGUCAAUAUGUUGUGACGAAAUAGGAAGUAUGGUUAAUGAAAUUAUUGUAUCCACCAAUGAUGAGGAUAUCUGUGUGGAAAAAAUGGAAGAAAAUGAUAAAUGUAAGCAGAAUAAGGCUGAUGAAGAUUGUGAGAAGGCAAUAUAUGAAUAUACAGUUGUUAAAAGCAAUAAUGUUGUUGAUGAAACCAAUGCUGUUUUGCAAGGCAGAAAAAGGAACAUGUCUUCUGAAAUAGAUGAGAGCUAUGGAAAUGAAGUGACAAGAAAAAGAAGGUGUACAGGAGAUGGGAAUGAUGAACAUGCAACAGUGUGUACUGUUAAUGCUGAAAGGGUUGCAGAGAAGAAACAAACCACUGGAAUAGUUAAAUCAGCGUUUGCAAAACUGAAAUUGCAAAUGAAACAAGUAUUGAAGAUGAAGUCUAGUAAAACAUUUGAUUUGACAAAACAGAAGGACGAUGAAACUCUUGAUGAGAGUGAAUCCUGUACAAUUAGAAAUUAUGAAAAACUUCAUUCUGAAACGGAAAGCACUAUGGAGAGGUUGGUUCAAAAUGACCUUGCAGUUGCAAUAGAAAUGAAUAAUGACCAUGUUGAUUGCCUUGGUAAUGAUUCAGAAAUGUUAGAAAAUAAGACCAAAGGUUUGGAGACUGUAGCAAAACUUGACAAUAUUUAUAACAACUUGAACCAAUCUAAUUUGAAAAAUAAAGAUAAAGACUUCAUAAUGGGAGAAAAAGAAGCUCAAAUAGGUGAGGACAAGGCAAGACAUAAUAAUAUGAAUGACACAGUGAAAGUGUCUGAUUCAAAAUGUACUAACAACAUUGAACUAGACAUUUCAAAAGUUAUUUUGGAAAGUGGAGAUAUUGGGUCUGAGAAGAGUGGAGUUAAUGAUAAAGAAAAUGUGGUCAUAGCUGAUGUAAAAUCAGAUGCAGCAAGUAGUGCAAUUUGUGUUGAUAAGAAGACUGCUGAUUGUAGGAAUAAUGGUUCAUUUAAGAACAUAGAAGACAUAGUUACAGAAAGAUGUUGUUUAAUGGAUGCAGGUAAAAUGACUUUAACGAAUGAAGAUAAUGAACCAUUAUAUGAUGAUAAAAAAAUAGGAUAUUCACAUGAUGUCGCGGAAAUUGUGAAUGAGUAUCUUGGAAGAGAUGAAAUGCAGGAAAGUGUCAAUAUAAUAAAAUCUGAAAACGUAAUACAAAAUAAUCUGAAUACUGAUGAACAAAAAGCAAAUGAAGAUUUGGAUAGAGUUGAUGCAAGUGUUGAUGAGACUGAUACCAACAGUGACACUGAGUGUUUUUCUACCAGUUGGAUGAAUGCUAAAAGUAGAACACCUUCAAAAAGCAAGGAUCAUUGGGAGGGCACUGUUAUGUCACCAGUAAUAAACCUUAUUGGAACCAGCCAGUCGAAGAGCAGGCAACCACAGUCUUCAAUCAUAGCCGAGAAGGGAACCAGUAGGUCAGACUCUGAAAGCAUUUCAGUGACCCAAGCAGAAGAUGAUGCAAGAAGUGUCCUUAGUUGCCAGUUUUCUGAUGAUGGCGAUUUUGGAGCAGAUAUUGAUUUUGAGCACUUUGAUGAAGAUGAAAAUCAUGAAUCAGCUGCUGAUAAAAUUACAAUAGAUGGUGGUCAUAGUUCAGAUACUGUAUCUUUGGCACUCAAAGACAGUGAUAACCAAAAGAUGGACUUAGGAUCCUGUUCAUAUGAACAAGCAGCAAUACUGCCCUUAAAUACUUCCAAUUCAAUGUUAGUCAAGAAGAAUAAAGGUGUCAAAAGAAAAUGUCAGUUUGAAGAUGAUCCAUAUGCAUAUACCACACCACUAAAACUGUCCACAGAGAACGUCUGUGAUGUUUUCAAAUGCCCAGAAUCAUUGCAUAAGCAAAGCUUGGGGCCUUCAGUUUUGAAAGAUGACACAGAUUCCCCUGGCAUCUCAGGGACACAGUUGAUAGAGAGUUCAGAAUCGGCAGACUUCAGAGAUCUUACCAUGUCACAAGUUUUCAAGGUUUCCCACAGCUUAGAGGCUAAAGCAAAUGACACUUGCAUGUCAGGAAAGAAACGCUCCAAAGCCAAAGAUCUCUUGGAAAAGUUGAGAGCAAAACGACAGAUCAAGGAGGAGAAGGUUGAUAACAGUGAAACUGUGAAUGAGUCAAGUGAAGGACCUGUGCAAGGAACCAGUUCUGAGAUGGAUAUCUACAACUGCACAGAGCUGGCACGGACAAAGGCCCAUGAAAUGCUGUCUUCCAUUGAUAUCCCUGUAUCCAGCUGUUGUUCACUGCUGGACGCCAUCAAGGACAUGUUCGUGAAGACUCCUGCCCUCUCCACCAAUCCUCGUGUACAGGCUUGGAGGAAAGAGCUGACUGACAUAGAGAAGAAGCUCAUAUUCCCCAAGACAGUUAUAGCAGUGGUAGGUGACACGGGGGCGGGGAAGUCCAGUCUGAUGAACGCUCUACUAGACCAUCGCAGUGUGCUACCCACGUCUGGUAUGAGGGCCUGUACAGCUGUGGUGGUGGAGGUCGUACAGAACACCACCAGCAGCUGUUUUGAGGCCGAUAUCGAGUUUCUACAGAAACAGGAGUGGUUUAAUGAGCUGGAGGUGCUUCUAAAGGACCUGACAGCCCUGGACGGGACCAUCAAGAAGGGAGUACCUGACCCCGCCUCUGAUGCCUACUCCUCGUACUGUAAGGUGCGGGCUGUCUACGGCCGGGUAGAACCCCUCCCAGUCCUCACCAGAAUCACCACAGUGACACACUGGCUGGGCAAAGUGAGAGUUCUCAAGUCACAUAAUGCAGAGAACUUUCGUCGUCAAGUGGAGACGUACAUAGAGACGCAGGACCCUGGGUCAGGGGGUCAGUACUGGCCAAUAGUGAAGCACGUGAGACUGAGACUCCCACACUGUGACGUCUGCAGCAGUGGUGCUGCUCUUGUGGAUCUACCGGGUGUCAGGGACUCGAACGCUGCCAGGGACCGCAUUGCUAAAGAGUACCUGAAGAAUUGCACUGCAGUGUGGGGUGGUAUCUAGCAUUCAUCGUGCCAUUGAUGAUAAGACGGCCAAGGAUCUGCUGGGGGAGAACUUCCGUCG